AUGCUCAAAUACAUAAUCUCAUUCAUCCAAAGAAAAUGGGGAAUCCAGAAGGAGGUAUACACACCAAAUUUCAAGAAAGCCUUUGAGCAUUUCUGUAUACAUGCUGGAGGAAGGGCGAUAAUUGAAGGAGUGGAGAAGCUUCUGAAGCUGGGCAAAGAAGAUGGAGAAGCGUCGAGAACAACAUUGUAUCGUUAUGGGAACAUAUCUUCGUCUUCACUGUGGUAUGAGCUGCAAUACCUGGAGGCGAAAGCUAGGAUGAAAAAGGGCGAUAGAGUAUGGCAGAUUGGGUUUGGAAGUGGCUUUAAGGCUAACAGUGCAGUGUGGAAAUGCAUAUCGGAGAUCAAUUCAAAAGACCCCAAUGCAUGGUCUGAUCGAAUUCAUUUGUAUCCGGUCUGUGGAGAUGCUUCAAGUGCAACGUUGAGGACAAAGCUCCUUUCUUGA
Molecule: messenger RNA, 441 nt
Organism: Thlaspi arvense
Lineage: Eukaryota; Viridiplantae; Streptophyta; Magnoliopsida; Brassicales; Brassicaceae
Source: the annotation of a GenBank genome assembly